AUGAUGAUUAAGAAGAAAACAAUAUUUGUUCUCUUGGCAGUAAUUGCCACAGCUUAUGCUGCCUUGCCAUCUAGUGAAUAUUUGCCACCUUUGGAGGAUGCCUCGCCUACUAGCAAUCUAGAUCUACAAUCUCUUGGUGAUUCAAGUGCGCUUGCUGAUGAUGGCUAUCGUUACAAAACUGUAAAACGUUUACGUUUGCGUCAUCGUCGUGAUGUCAACGAAUUGCCUUCCAAUGAAUACUUGCCUCCAACAGAAUCGGCUCCAGUUGUUGCUGAUAUCCCAGUGGUUGUUGAUGCCCCAGUUGAAGCCGAGCAAGAUACAGCUGUUUUAGCUGAUGAUGGCUACCGUUACAAGACUGUUAAACGCAUCCGUUAUCGUCAUCGUCGUGAUGUCAAUGAAUUGCCCUCCUAUGAGUACUUGCCUCCUACACAAGAAACCCAAGUUGUAGAAGAAGCUGCUCCUGUUGUUGCAGCCGCUGAAGAAUCGGCUGUUCUUGCUGAUGAUGGUUACCGUUAUAAGACUGUUAGACGCAUCCGUUACCGUCAUCGUCGCGAUGUCAACGAAUUGCCCUCCAACGAAUACUUACCUCCCACACAAGAAACCCAAGUCGUAGAAGAAGCUGCUCCUGUUGUUGCUGCCGCUGAAGAAUCUGCUGUUUUAGCUGAUGAUGGCUACCGUUACAAGACUGUUAAACGCAUCCGUUACCGUCAUCGUCGUGAUGUCAACGAAUUGCCCUCUAACGAAUACUUGCCUCCUACACAAGAAACCCAAGUUGUAGAAGAAGCUGCUCCUGUUGUUGCUACCGCUGAAGAAUCUGCUGUUCUUGCUGAUGAUGGUUACCGUUACAAGACCAUUAGACGUAUCCGUUAUCGUCAUCGUCGCGAUGUCAACGAAUUGCCCUCCAACGAAUACUUACCUCCCACACAAGAAACCCAAGUCGUAGAAGAAGCUGCUCCUGUUGUUGCUGCCGCUGACGAAUCUGCUGUUUUAGCUGAUGAUGGCUACCGUUACAAGACUGUUAAACGCAUCCGUUAUCGUCAUCGCCGUGAUGUCAAUGAGUUGCCUUCCUAUGAGUACUUGCCUCCUACACAAGAAACACAAGUCGUAGAAGAAGCUGCUCCUGUUGUUGCUGCCGCUGAAGAAUCUGCUGUUUUAGCUGAUGAUGGCUACCGUUACAAGACCGUUAGACGUAUCCGUUAUCGUCAUCGUCGUGAUGUCAACGAAUUGCCUUCCAACGAAUACUUACCUCCCACACAAGAAACCCAAGUCGUAGAAGAAGCUGCUCCUGUUGUUGCUGCCGCUGAAGAAUCUGCUGUUUUAGCUGAUGAUGGCUACCGUUAUAAGACUGUUAGACGCAUCCGUUACCGUCAUCGUCGUGAUGUCAACGAAUUGCCCUCCAACGAAUACUUGCCUCCUACACAAGAAACGCAAGUUGUAGAAGAAGCUGCUCCUGUUGUUGCUGUCGCAGAAGAAUCCGCUGUUCUUGCUGAUGAUGGUUAUCGCUACAAGACUGUUAGACGUAUCCGUUAUCGCCAUCGUCGUGAUGUCAACGAAUUACCCUCCAACGAAUAUUUACCUCCCACACAAGAAACUCAAGUCGUAGAAGAAGCUGCUCCUGUUCUAGAGUCUGCUCCUUUGGCCGAUGAUGGUUACCGUUACAAGACUGUAAAACGCGUAGUUUACAGACGCCGUGUUUAAUCAACAACUAUAUCAUUUAGUUUUAGAAAAAAAUAUACAUACUACCUACAUAUCCUAUGGAAAACGAAAUAUGAAUUGAAAAAUAA
Calliphora vicina (urban bluebottle blowfly) is the source of this 1784-nucleotide messenger RNA. RefSeq lists its product as uncharacterized. The record is from RefSeq and is a predicted model, not a curated record. Bases 1 to 1698 code for a protein of 565 amino acids. Lineage: Eukaryota; Metazoa; Arthropoda; Insecta; Diptera; Calliphoridae. The transcript is spliced from 2 exons.